Molecule: messenger RNA, 2564 nt
Organism: Thunnus maccoyii (southern bluefin tuna)
Lineage: Eukaryota; Metazoa; Chordata; Actinopteri; Scombriformes; Scombridae
Product: T-cell surface antigen CD2-like
Exons: 5
Coding region: 1351-2274 (307 amino acids)
Source: RefSeq, a predicted model, not a curated record
AGAGAGAGAGGAUGAUGUGACAAAGUUGAGCUUGACACCAGGAACGUAACGGACAAAUGUUGUGACAUCACUGCUGGUCAACAGCAUAGUGCUGCACAGUGUGAAUGUCAUUAUUUUUGCACCUUGCUGCGUAUUUUUCUGUAACAAAUGAGGAACUGAAAUAAUCAGUAGAGUUGAAUAAUCUUCUUUCUUUGCCAUGUAGUGAAUGACAACAGCUACAACCAUCACUCACACCAGCUGUUAUAUAAACAGAAAUGUCUUAAAGCGAAGUUUGGUUUGACAGUUUUAAUAAUCCAAAGACUCGCUUGUGCUAAACUGUUUUCUACUCAAUUUCCCCAUAAGUAUAAAUAAAUAGUUAAGAUGUUGAACGGUUGUCAUCACCAAAUCCCAGUUUGAUGGCAGAAAAAUGCGUUGUUCAAUUUGUCAAUGAAUUUAGGAAUUAUGGCAUAUUGUUGCUUUUUUUACCUUAUUUUUCAGUAGUUCAUGGACAAGAGAUGAAGUCAUUUGACAAUAGACAUAACAACGUUCUUGUGGCUGUAGAUUGGUUUAGAGAUUAAGCAUUUUAUGUGGUCUUAUAAGGAUAUUAUUGCAAAUAGCCUUUACUAAAAUAAAGGCAACAAUUAAAGGACACAAAUAAAUUAAAUGGUUGAUAAAGAAAGUUCAAAUCUGUACGACAUGUUGUUCUGCCACUAUAACUAGAGGAUGAUGUUUAAAAAAGUAAUAAUUAUUGCAUUAUUGCUGCAAAGUGUUCAAAAUCACAAGAUAAAAACUCAAAUCCUCACACUGAUAGAAAUGACUAAAUGGUGUUUAAGUUGAUUACAAUCCCUCACUUUCAGUUAACAUAAUAUUUAACUGUUUAAUCUUCAAUGUUUACCUGAAAUUUCUUCUUAUGAAGCUUUUAAGUCGAACUGAAUAUUAUUCUCCAUCACUCAGAUACAAUAUAUGUCUUGCACUUUGCAUAUAUUGCACUAUGCCUUUUUCAUGACUGGAGACUUUAAUGAUUAACCUGAAUUUAAAAUACAGUUUGUUGUGUUUUUAUGAGCUCAACAUGCUGUUAUAAUAAUGACCUGUCAGUGGAUUCAUGUGAAGGCUCUCUGUCAUGUUGCAGGUUAAAAAGAGAAGUAACACCAAGAACCACUUCCUUUUUCCCGCUCUGCUUAUAAAAAGAUGAACAUAAAACAACGCUCUGCUUGGUCAAAGUUCCCACACAUUCUCCUCUGAAGCCGAUCACAUACAGGACUGUAUUUCAGGCUGUUCAGUGUAGGAUGUUCAUGUUUUCCAUUCAAUAAAGUAGAGAAGUUUGUCUGAAAGCAGCUGACUGGGUCAACAGAGGCUGAACAGUGAGGAGACAUGGAAGCUGUGGUUGGACUGUUGGUGAUGCUGCUCGGAGUCUCUCAUGGUGUUGAAACCUACUGUGAUGGCAGACAGAAUAGAACUCAGUGUUAUGGAGCUCUGGGAGGAACUGUGGUGCUCCAGCUGAUGGACAGCGCCUCAGAAAUAUUUAAAUACCAAUGGAAUAAAAACAAAACAACAGCAAUACUUCAUGGGAGAAAGGAUAAGAUUGUGUCUAAUGAGAUGAAGGACAGAUCCAUUUUUACUCCCAGUAAUGGAACAUUUAGGAUAAAUAACCUGAUCAGGACUGAUGGUGCUGAAUAUACCCUUAAAAUCUUUGAUUCAAAUGGACGUGAAUCAGGACAGCGGACUCUUCAGUUGUCUAUUCAAGCUCCUGUGUCCUCUGUCCGGCUGGACACUGGGUGUCUGUCCCAGGGAGAGAUGAGGGUGUCCUGCUCCUCUGAGGGAGGGGACAGUCCUCAGUACAGCUGGACUCUGGAUGGACACACACUGACAGAUGCUCAGCUCCUCUCUGGAAAUAAAGAGACCAACAACAUCACUCUGAAACAAGACGUCUCAGGACGACUGGUCUGCUCUGUCAGGAAUCACGUCAGUAAUGUCUCGAAAGAAGAGAAGAUAUCUACCUGUGGUUUCAUAUUCAUCAACUGCACCUUACCCGAUGGGACAAACAUAUCACAGUGGGUGUUUUCAGCCACUAACACCCUGUGUAUUGAUCUAACAACAACCCCUACUAUGAUCACAGACACUACGGAUAAUUCGCUGCUUGUAUGCGGUUUGCGAGCAGCUGUUGUACUUUCUCUGUUGGUUGGGAUUGCCAUCUAUUUUGCUUGGAAGAAGAAGAAAUACAACAAAGUUGAAACCUCCAGCAGACCACGAAUAAAGGACCAUCCAGAGAACUCCUUCUCAAUGGUUGAAUUGUGAAGUUCUGCAUCUGAAUGUUAACUUUGUGAAACCAUCAGGAUGGUUUUCACCUUCUGCAGUGAUUGGCCAUAUGUCUUUAUAGGUAUAAAAAUGACAGGAUUUACUGUGAAAUCUCUCUCCUGUUUUUAUUCUUUACAAAACUUCUUCUGCCACUGUGUUCACAGCUCAGCAGCUCGCUGUGAGUACCUUUAGAAAAAAGUCUUGGUGAGUGUUUCCUGCAUUUAUCACAGUGCAAAAGAUGGGCUCAGUGCAUAUUUUCUAAAGAUUUAAAAAGUAAACAGACCUGUUGU